AUGCCAUCGAUGGUAGCUGCAUUGGCGGCCGCCGCCGCUUCGUCUCGAUUGUCCCCGUUGGCUGCAAUCACAGUGACGGAUCUUUUGAAGGAAAACGACAAGACACUCUGGAAAUUAAAGCUCUACAAAGAUCCGGCCUCCCAUUUCGAAGAUUUUGAUUCCUUUUGCCGGGCUCUCUCUGAGAACACAACCGUCACAUCUCUGGAAGUUACUUGGAGAUUUCUUCGCCAUCUAACCCAAACCCAGCGCAUCACCUUGAUGGAAGCCAUUGGAGGCUUGGCGAACUUGGAAGAAAUCGCCAUAGAAGUUGUGGGCCCGACCUUUGUGCUGACAGCGGCUUUGCGCAAGGCAUCCAAACUGAAGAGCUUGCGAAUUGGGAAGCUACGGUUUUUAACCAACCAAGAUGUGCAAGGAUUGGCCGCUGCCCUCCUCUGUUGCAAGAAUCUCCAACAGCUUAGUUUGUCGUCUGUGCAAAUUAUGGUGCAAGGCAACCACAUCAUGGAUGCAGCAGGCAUUGUCUUGUUCCAGGAAAAUCAGCAAGAAGGAAGGGAAAAGAUUGGUUUGGAUCCUUUGUUAGAUGCAAUGGCAUCCCUUCCCGUGCUGGAACAUAUCCGUCUGCAGCACUACCUUAGUGGUAGCAAGAUUCAACCUCCCACUGAGCGCUCCUUACGAUCGCUUUGCCACUCUCCACGGCGGUCUCUCAUCUUUGGUUCCUGUGGCUUGUCCGAUGAGCAGUGCGUGACAAUUGCAGACGAGCUCAAAACCAACCGUGCCUCGUCCGACUUGUCGAUUCUAGUGGUGACCAGAAACUAUAAGAUCACGUCGUUUGGCUGGGACGUCUUUGUUCAGAUGCUGGCCAAGAACGAAACGUUGUUGGACUUCCACCCCGGCGAAGAAGGACAGCGAAAUGCCCCAUCGACAGAACAGAAGGCUAAAAUCAACUAUUAUCUGAAGCUGAACCAGGCCGGACGAGGAAAGCUGCGUGGAUCCAUGACGGAAAGGCGCAAGGCAUGGUUCGACUUGUUGGUGCAAGGAUCGAAGUUGAAGGACCUUGAUAUCGUCUUCUUUGCCAUGCAGGUGGAUCCUUCCCUCUACAUCAUCGAUUAA
Molecule: messenger RNA, 1107 nt
Organism: Seminavis robusta
Lineage: Eukaryota; Bacillariophyta; Bacillariophyceae; Naviculales; Naviculaceae
Source: the annotation of a GenBank genome assembly